AUGGAAAUGUGCCCAGCAUGGGAAGGGGAAAGGGAUGCCAAAUCCAACCCUGUCACAGAGGAAGCCCAAGGGCCAAAGAAGUAUAGACACAAGGAUCUAAAAGAUAUGAAAGGCUGGCCAAAAUUCCAGGAGAUCUUCAUGCUGGCAGCUCGCCGUGGGGAGGAGGUGGAUACACUCAAGCAAUACCUCCUGAUGCAAGCCAAGCCAGGCCCCUGGGAGUUCCACAGCGACGUCCUGACCAGCCAGUCACCUCAGGAGGUCUGUGACAACAUCAUCAGGGAGAAGGUCCUGGAGUACCUGCCCUUGGAGGUGCCCUAUGGCGUGACUCAGGUGACAGAGAUGUGGGAGGAAGGAGAAUGUGGGGAGCUCCUCAUCGCGCAGAACCUCUUGGUCCCAAGGAAGUCUCAUAUGAGGAUGUUGAUUGGAAGAGGAGGUAAAGUCAUCAGCAAGAUUGCUCAGGAGGCUGGGCAGGACCUGAUGAACGCUUUCCUGUGUGACGUCCGCUUGAAGCUCAGGGUGGAGGUGAAGAGCUGAGUGUUUUGAGAGCCCCUGAACUCUCUGAUCAUGUGGAGAAACAGAUCCCUGUGUUCCCCUGUGGGUAUCUUGUCCAGAAACAGAGGAUGAUGGAAUUAAUACAGUGGGCUGAAGUGGAAUAUAUUAUUCUUUGAGAGAAUGACCCAAACUGAAAAUAAAUCUUCAGACCCUCUACUGCACCUGGCCUUGUGGAAGCUGGGAUGGACACCAGAGAACCAGCUGCACUCAUGGUUCUAGUACUGCAUUUAUAGAGCUGCCAUCCACCUCUUUGGGGCUGUGUCUUGCAUUCUUGGUCACAGGUUUUUAUACCUGGAAGUUCAGGACCAUCUCUUGUCUUUUAGCAGACACAGGGUUGCACUGAAGGAUGAUUAGCACACCUUUGUCUUCUCAAGGCUGAACCACUCCAGUGUGAUCACACAGGAGGAACAGGCUACUGCAGCCCACACUAUGGUUUUACAUCGGCUUUGCUCCCUGCCCUGUUGAAGUUCAUGGGUGUAGGGGGUCAGUUUAAGGAAUUUACUGGCAGCUGAAACAUCUGUAAUGCCUG
Messenger RNA from Empidonax traillii (willow flycatcher), 1081 nucleotides. Its product is annotated as GTPase Era, mitochondrial-like. The coding region runs from base 1 to 534 and encodes 177 amino acids. The transcript is spliced from 5 exons. Lineage: Eukaryota; Metazoa; Chordata; Aves; Passeriformes; Tyrannidae. Gene Ontology annotation, cellular component: mitochondrial matrix. Gene Ontology annotation, molecular function: GTP binding; rRNA binding; ribosomal small subunit binding. The record is from RefSeq and is a predicted model, not a curated record. Gene Ontology annotation, biological process: ribosomal small subunit assembly.